UUCCGACCGUCAAGAACCCAAAAACCCUUCGAGCUCCAAAGGCUGCUCUCGUUUCGAUCUCCGAGCGCGCGCUCGCUCUCCCUCUCUCUCUCGCCCUCAUCGUUUGCGAAUCCGAGAGGGAAGAGAUAUCGAGAAACCCUAACCCUAGCCAUGGCGAUUUGCAUCAGGAGAGCUCUAUCCUUGAGGAGCCUCCUCUUCCUUCGGGCUCCUCGCCAUUUCAACAACCUCUCGCCUUUCUCCCACCUCGUUUCCAGCCAUUCGGCGAGGGCUGCUUCUUCUCUUGGAUUCCGUGGUGGUUUCGACCGUUUAGGCUCCGAUUUCCUAUUCGGAAAUCGGAGAGGUUUCGCCAAAGGGAGGAAAUCGAAGAAUGAGAAUGAUGGUGAUACAGUUCAAGUUGUUCCUGACAUAGGACCUACUGUGAAGUCAACUGCUACUUCACAAAUGGAGGCAGCAAUUGCCGCUUUAGCACGAGAAUUAAGUAAACUCCGGACUGGAAGAGCAUCCGCAGGGAUGCUUGAUCAUAUCGUUGUGGAGACUGGUGGUUCAAAGAUACCCUUGAAUCAUGUUGCUGUUGUUUCUGUCCUAGAUGUUCAGACCCUCUCAGUGACACCAUAUGAUCCUAAUGCACUAAAGGCAGUAGAGCAUGCAAUCCUUUCAUCUCCAUUGGGUUUAAAUCCGACUCCUGAUGGCCAACGAAUAAUUGCUGCAAUCCCACCAUUGACCAAGGAGAACAUGCAGGCUUUGUGUAAGGUGGUUGCUAAAUCAGCUGAAGUUGUUAAGCAGAGUAUCAGAAGAGCGCGACAAAAGGCAUUCGAUUCAAUAAAGAAAGCAGCUUCAAAUAUUCCCAAAGAUGAUGUAAAGAGACUUGAAAAGGAAGUUGAUGAUAUGACAAAACGGUUUGUCAAGUCAGCAGAUGAUAUGUGCAAGGCAAAGGAGAAAGAGAUCACUGGGAACUGAACUGCAUUUUAAAGUUUUUCCCAUUCACCUGGAAGUAUAUCUUAGCGACGAGAGUUACCAUGCAACAUAGCAUGCCUUUACAGGAAUACUUGCAGAAUAGAAGCAUUAAAACUAAGAGGGUAAAUAGGCCAUUCUUAAAAUCUGAUGUUCAUUUGGAAGAUAGACGCUGACUAGUUCCCAGCUUUACUGCAGUUUUCAAAUUGUAACCGGUAAAAGUUUUUCCAUAAAGCAAAACUUAUUAACACGCUUGUGUUGAAUUUUAGCUUGUGAAGAUAACUCUUUGAUUUAAACAUGUCAUUGAUCAUGUCA
Molecule: messenger RNA, 1266 nt
Organism: Phoenix dactylifera (date palm)
Lineage: Eukaryota; Viridiplantae; Streptophyta; Magnoliopsida; Arecales; Arecaceae
Product: Ribosome recycling factor
Biological process (GO): translation
Cellular component (GO): mitochondrion
Molecular function (GO): ribosomal large subunit binding
Source: RefSeq, a predicted model, not a curated record